AUGAAAGAUGAGUUCGAAAUGAAAGAUCUUGGAAAGACAAAGUUUUGUCUUGGGCUCCAGAUAGAGCAUUUCCAAGAUGGAAUAUUUUUGCAUCAAUCAAAUUACACCAAAAGGGUGUUAAAGCGCUUUUAUAUGGAUAAAGCGACUCCUUUGAGUAGUCCAAUGGUCAAUAGAUCGCUUGAUGUUAACAAGGAUCCAUUUCGACCUAUUGAAGAUUCUGAAGAAAUGUUAGGUCCUGAAGUACCUUACAUGAGCGCCAUCGGGGCACUUAUGUAUCUUGCAAAUUGCACAAGACCAGAUAUAGCUUUUGCUACUAAUCUGCUUGCAAGAUACAGCUCAUCGCCUACCAGAAGACAUUGGAACGGAAUAAAACAUAUAUUCCGUUAUCUUCAAGGUACGAUUGAGUUUGGAUUAUAUUAUUCAAGAAACCCCGAGGUUGGUUUAGUUGGUUUUGCAGAUGCUGGCUACUUGUCUGAUCCGCAUAAAGCUCGAUCGCAAACCGGUUAUGUUUUCACAUACGGUGGAACCGCGAUCUCUUGGCGUUCCCAAAAACAAACAUUGGUUGCAACGUCUUCAAAUUAUGCAGAAAUCAUUGCUCUCCAUGAAGCUUGUAGAGAGUGUGUAUGGUUGAGAUCUUUGAUCCAACACAUACAAGAAGCCAGCGGAGUAUCUACAAAGAAAGAGCCAACAACCAUAUACGAAGACAAUUCUGCAUGUGUCACUCAACUCAAAGAAGGAUGCAUCAAGAGCGACAGGACAAAACACAUCCUUCCAAGAUUUUUCUCUUACACUCAAGAACUUGAGAAAAAUCAAGAAGUGGAUAUUCAGUAUGUUCGCUCAAGUGACAACGCAGCUGAUCUUUUCACAAAGGCGCUUCCUACUACAGUGUUCAAGAAGCAUGUUCAAAGUAUUGGAAUGCGUCGUUUUCAAGAUUUAUGA
This is a messenger RNA of Microthlaspi erraticum, 939 nucleotides long. Lineage: Eukaryota; Viridiplantae; Streptophyta; Magnoliopsida; Brassicales; Brassicaceae. The record is from the annotation of a GenBank genome assembly.